GACUUUGCAGUUUGUUAGCAGACUGAGUAUAGUGUACUUCUGCUUAAGCAGGUGAGAGAAGGGAAAUGGGAUUUAUUUACAACUUUCCAUUUGGAUAAGAAAAAUAAUGUAAAAUAUUCUUGUGCUCUGCACAUUAGUGCAUCCACAGUUUCUAGACUUACUCAAAAAUGUCAAGGAUAGUGGAUCCCAGAAUUUUCCUGCUAGUACUUUCAUUUUUAACAAGCCUACGGAGUACAAAGGUACUUUCAGAAUGGAAGAAAUGUGGUGAUUGGGAAUGUGAGACGGCAAUGAGCAGAGUUCAAGCCACCGCAGAUUAUUUGGGACCUGACUGCCGGUAUCUGAGCUUCAAAGCAGGGGAGGAGAUAACUGUGUAUUCCAAACUUUCCAGGAAAAAUGAAAAUUUGUGGAUAGGAAGUAAAGGAAAAGACUUUGGAUAUUUCCCAAAAGAUGCUGUGAAGGUUGAGGAAGUUUUAAUUGCAGAAGAAAUUGAAGUGCUCACUAAGGAAACUGAUUUCCUUUGUCUUGAUGGAGACGAGUAUGUUUUUGAAAGCGAAGAUAGCGCAUUACAUCAUCAGAACAAAGAAAGUGAAUAUUCACCACCUGACGCAGAAUCAGAGCUGCAAGAAAAUGAACUCUUAAAUCAGACAGAAGACUCUUUCCAAAAUGAAGAAACAAUUGAAUCAGUUUUUGAAAACGGUUCCAAAGAAUCUCAGAGUCAGGAGUCUGCAAACAAGGAAUUGGUUAGUGAAAAUGAGAACAGAAAUGAAGAUGCCGAACAGUCAGAACUCCCAAACAGUCUCCCAUUGGAACCCAUUCCAACUCAGUCUAGUUGGGUGGUUUCUGAUAUUGCAGGGUGGUUCACCACGAGAAGUGAAAAUGAUGAAGAGACCUUAAAAGCCAUUUCUGAACCGUCAGAAGAAAACAGUUACCAAGGCAGAAAAAUAGCAGUAACUACUGACAAUGACUUAGAGGAGCCACAUGACAAGGAGGAACAAGAGCCCAGUGCAUCUGGUUGGCUUCAGGGUGGACUGAAGGAUUUUCUAUAUUUUGGUAAAGAGAACGUGAAUGUUGGUUUGGUACCAGAAAAUGAUGUACAAGUCCAUGAUGUUUCUAGGGUGGAUACUCACUCCUACAAUGAACAUGACACAGCAGCCACAGAGUUAUCGACAGAAAAAGAACAAAAUAGUGACAGUCGAGAAUCCACAUCAAAUUGGUUUAGUUUGGGUUUAAGCAAUGUUCUAAAUUUUGGGCAGGCUGAGAAAAAUACAGAUGCUAUGGAAGACCAUGAAAGCAAAGAAAGAGAAGAUGAAGCAAGUAAGAAUGAAGAAAUACAGACUUUAAACCAGCAAGAAUCACACACAGACAAAGAAUCAAAUGAGACAGUCAAAGGAGUGUUAGAUGAAGCAAAUGAGAGUUAUGCACCAGAAGUAACAGAUUCAAACAGCAGCAUGCCAAAUGCCAGGGAGAUAACAGCAAAUCCUAAUGAUACCAAAAAUACCUCAAGCAGCACAGGAUUAUCUCUUGAUAAAUUAAUAUGUGAUGGAGAAGAUCCAGUUGAUCCCUGCAGUUCAGAACAAGAUGUGGUAUCAGUAAGUCAACUGCUAAAAAACACUGAAGAUAGAGAUCCAGAGUUGGAAAGAAACUACGGCCAGCCAGGAGUGGGUGGUAAAAGAAGGCUGCUGGAAAAAAAGCCAGAGGAUAAAUAUGAAAUGGAUGCACCUAUUGACAGGGAGCAACAUUCAGAAGAAACAGUGAUCCCUUCAGUAAAUUCUGAAGAAAAAAUGCCAAGCUUAGCAGCUGAUUUUCAACAUGAUGGUGAAAAGCCUUUCUCAGAUAACAUUUUCCAAAUUCAGAACUACAUUCCAGAUAAUGACGUAGGCUGGAUAAAUCAGAUACUUCUGUGCCUGAGUGCUUUUGAGAUGGGGGCACUGGUAAAGACUGUUUUUUCAGCAAUUACAAGUCCUGUCAAAGAGGCUGUGGCAUCGCUGCCUGAAGACAUGAGACCGGGACCUGAUCUCUAUGGUUUCCCUUGGGAACUAGUGAUCGCUGUCAGCAUCGCUGGAGCCUUUACAAUUUUCCUGUUCCUAUAUAGAAGUUAUCAGUCAGUUAGAAGUCGACUUUAUGUAGGAAGGGAAAAACAGCUUGCCAAUAAAAUUGCUGAACUAGUUGAAGAGAAAUGCAAAAUUCUUGAGAAACUCAGCCUUAGCAAAAAAGAGUUGGAAGAUUUAGAAUUGUCUCUAAAGGAUGACAACAUUAUGAAAGAAUCAGAUGCAUCUCUUUUUGAGGAAACACAUGAACAACUGAACAAAUCGAACUUGGAACUCAACCAAGAAAUAGAGAAUCUGGAAAAGGAACUGGAAGAAGAAAAAUCCAAGCAAUCAGAAAAUGAUAAAUUGGUGGCUGAAAUUCAGGAAAGACUGGAAUCUCUGGAGAAAGAGGCAAAAUCUAUCCAAUCACAAGUUGCUGAGGCCAAGUCCACCCUAAAAGUAUAUCAGAUUAAUACAGAGAGACUCAAGACAUCUCUUCAAGAUGCCAUAGAUGAAAACCACCAGCUUCAGGAGAGUGAGAAGCAGCUUUUACAAGAAGCCGAAGGAUGGGGUGAACGAUUUAGUGAACUAAAUGAACAAACUAAGAUGUUUGAAUCUUCUAAAGCAGAUAUAGAAGAAGUAUUGAAAGAUAAAGAGAGUCAAGUCAAGUCACUGACACAGUACUUGUUAAAGAUGAAAGACUGGAGUUCAGCAGUCAGAGAUGACGAUGAUGCUGAAGAUAACCACUGGGACACUGAUUUAAAGGGUGAAACAGAAAAUGGAGAGCAUUUAGAUGAUCAGCAAAAACGAACCAUAAAGAAAUUGAUCUAUGCUGCAAAGUUAAAUGCUUGUUUAAAGACCAUGGAAACAGAGAGAGAUCAAAUGUAUUCAAAAUUGUCUGAUGAAAGUAAAGCUAAGGGAGAACUAACAGAGCGUAUAGAAAACCUCCAAAGUGAACAGGUUUCCUUACAAUCUGAAAAUGAACGAUUGGAAAGUGAAGUUCAAAAGCUUCAGCAGAAACUUAAAGUUAUGACUGAGCUUUAUCAAGAAAAUGAAAUGAAACUACACAGAAAACUGACAGUAGAAGAGAGAGAACGCCUACAAAAAGAAGAAAAGCUUUCUAAAGUAGAUGAAAAAAUUACUCACGCUGCUGAAGAACUAAACAGCUACAGACUGAGAGCAAAAGAUCUGGAAGAAGAGCUAGAACGAACCAUUCGCUCUUAUCAGAAUCAGAUUACCUCACAUGAGAAGAAAGCUCAUGAUAAUUGGCUGACAGCUCGUGCAGCUGAAAGACAACUCAAUGAUAUAAGAAAAGAAAACGCUCAUAACCGACAAAAAUUAACUGAAGCAGAAUUUAAACUUGACCUUUUAGAAAAAGAUCCUUAUGCUCUUGAUGUUCCAGUUAGACCAUUCAGAGAGCAUUCCCCAUAUGGACCCUCACCAAUGGGCCGGCCUUCAUCUGAAACAAGAGCUUUUCUUUCCCCUCCAACUUUAUUGGAGGGUCCUUUAAGGCUUUCACCUAUGCUUCCAGGUGCAGGAGGAGGAAGAGGAUCUAGAGGACCAGGAUCGACUGUCAUGUAUGAAGGCAGCAAUGAACGAGGAGACGUGAGUUCUGAUAGAUUAACUGAUCCCCACAGACCACCAUCAGAUACUGGAUCUCUGUCUCCUCCCUGGGACAGAGAACGCAGAAUAAUUCUGCCUCCAUCAGGUGAGCCUUAUACUGAUGCAGUUCUUCCUCCUCGAAGACAAGAAAGAUUUUUCCCUAAUCCUCCAAAUACUGGAAGACUUUCUGGACCAGCAGAGCUGCGGACUUAUAGUAUGCAGUCUUUUGAGAAGACAGAUGGGCAGACAUCUUCAGAAAAUAGCCCGCUAACAGAACCAACUGGAAACGAGAUGAAAGAUCAUUCUAAUCUUAGCAACUCUCUCCCUGAUCAGCUGCUGGCAUCUGAAAGUGAAGCAGUCAGCUCAGGGUUUGCUCCUCCACCUUUCCCUCCAGUCAGACCUCCAAUGAUGCCUAUGGAUCCCCGAGGACCCUUCAUGAGACGACCCCCUUUUCCUCCCCCUCCCCCUGCUGGCAUUUACGGACCACGUGAAUGUUUUCCAGUACGAGACAUGGGGCUUCCACGCCCUCCACUGCCAAUGAGAAAUCCAUUUCCCAUGAGAUCCUUUCCUCACUAUCCACCUCAGCGACCUGAAUUCCUGCGUCCACCCCCACCUCCUGAAAACAGAAUCGAGUCACCUCAGUCAAAUACAUCGGCCACAGAACAACCAGAAACACAACAAGAGACUUGACAGGUGUUUGAGCACCGUGCCAAACCAUUUCUCUACUCUUCUAAUGGCAUUUCUCUUACGUUAAGUAACUGCUGUUACUUAAGUAUAAAUAAACUACUUUGCUCAAAUUGAAGCUUAAUAGAAAAUGUUCAGGAUAGUAUUUUGUAAAUAGAGAACAAAAUAUAACUACAAAUAUUGUGAAUAAGUGAUUUCCAUUGUACAGUAGUCACUUUAAAUUAAGUAUUUCUAAUUUGGGUGAUCUCUUCAGAGGUAUAUAAAAUUAAAUAAUGUGAAUCAUUUUAAAAGUGCAGCUGCUUUGUCCUUGUUUAGCUGUACAGGGAAGCUUUGCAUGCUAAUACUGAUGCUUGCUCAAUGAAUAGAAUGUGAAAAAAACUGAAUAAAUAAAAUGUAAAGAUGAUGAAAUUAAAUAAA
This is a messenger RNA of Tympanuchus pallidicinctus (lesser prairie-chicken), 4730 nucleotides long. RefSeq names its product MIA SH3 domain ER export factor 2 (gene MIA2). The record is from RefSeq and is a predicted model, not a curated record. Gene Ontology annotation, cellular component: endoplasmic reticulum membrane; endoplasmic reticulum exit site. Lineage: Eukaryota; Metazoa; Chordata; Aves; Galliformes; Phasianidae. The coding region runs from base 168 to 4319 and encodes 1383 amino acids. Gene Ontology annotation, biological process: protein secretion; endoplasmic reticulum to Golgi vesicle-mediated transport; vesicle cargo loading. Gene Ontology annotation, molecular function: protein binding. The transcript is spliced from 29 exons.